This is a messenger RNA of Arachis duranensis, 2110 nucleotides long. Its product is annotated as monocopper oxidase-like protein SKU5. Gene Ontology annotation, molecular function: oxidoreductase activity; copper ion binding. Lineage: Eukaryota; Viridiplantae; Streptophyta; Magnoliopsida; Fabales; Fabaceae. The record is from RefSeq and is a predicted model, not a curated record. The transcript has 9 exons. The coding region runs from base 120 to 1916 and encodes 598 amino acids.
AAGUUGCCAACUUUGCUUAAUUGAGUAAAUCCAGUUGCAGUUAUUUCUAUUACUAUUCGUGUUCCCGUUUUCUCUCGACAGAAAACCCAUAUCCACAACGAGAUUCACCCAGCGCCACCAUGCCAUCACCUUCUUCCUUUAUCACAACGCUAUUUCUAUGCUGCUUCUUACAGUUAUAUCUUGCUUUUGCCGGUGACCCUUUUGUUUUCUAUGAUUGGACUGUUUCCUACAUCGGAGCCUCCCCCCUUGGAGUCAAACAGAAGGUAAUUGGGAUCAAUGGGCAGUUUCCAGGACCAAUUCUAAACGCCACCACAAACUGGAAUGUUGUUGUAAAUGUCAAGAAUGACCUUGACGAACCAUUGCUUUUGACAUGGAAUGGUGUACAACAUAGGAAAAACUCUUGGCAAGAUGGAGUUUCAGGAACUAGUUGUCCAAUUCCGGCAGGUUGGAAUUGGACAUAUCAGUUUCAAGUUAAAGAUCAGAUAGGGAGUUUCUUCUACUUCCCUUCCUUAAACUUUCAGAAAGCAGCAGGAGGAUAUGGAGGAGUUAUCAUAAACAACCGAGAAGUUAUUCCUCUUCCGUUUGGGUUCCCAGAUGGAGAUAUCACAAUACUUUUGAGUGACUGGUACACUAGGAGUCAUAAGGAUCUCAGGAAGGAUGUGGAAAAUGGGGUUGAUCUCGGAGUCCCAGAUGGAGUUCUCAUUAAUGGAUUUGGUCCUUAUCGCUACGAUGACACACUUGUCCCAGGUGGAAUUUCCUACCAAAUAAUAAAUGUUGAACCUGGGAAAACAUAUCGCUUCAGGGUUCAUAAUGUUGGUAUCUCAACAAGCUUGAACUUCAGAAUACAAAAUCACAACUUGCUUCUUGUGGAGACUGAGGGGUCUUACACAGUUCAGCAAAACUAUGAAAACAUGGAUAUUCAUGUGGGUCAGUCGUAUUCAUUCUUAGUUACCAUGGAUCAAAAUGCCACCACAGAUUACUAUAUUGUUGCCAGUCCUCGGUUUGUUAAUACAUCGUGGGAUAGAGCUACUGGAGUUGCCAUUUUGCACUACUCCAAUUCUCAGGGACCUGCUUCAGGUCCUCUUCCCGCUCUUAUAGGUCAAGACGAUCCUUCUUUCUCUAUGAAUCAAGCAAGAUCAAUAAGGUGGAAUGUUUCUGCUGGAGCUGCACGUCCAAACCCACAAGGUUCCUUCCGAUAUGGUGAUAUUACUGUGACAGAUGUGUAUGUUAUUCUUAAUCGACCUCCAGAGCUUAUAAAUGGAAAGUGGCGUACUACACUUAACGGCAUAUCGUAUUUACCACCUUCAACGCCCCUGAAGCUUGCGCAACAAUUCAAAGUUCUAGGGGUGUAUAAACUAGAUUUUCCAAAUAAAUUCAUGAACAGGCCUCCCAAAGUUGAUACCUCCCUGAUUAAUGGCACUUUCAAAGGCUUUAUGGAAAUAAUCUUUCAAAACAAUGACACUACAGUCCAGACCUACCAUAUGGAUGGCUAUGCAUUCUUUGUUGUUGGCAUGGAUUUUGGAGUAUGGACAGAAAAUAGCAGAAGUACUUAUAACAAGUGGGAUGGUGUUGCUCGCAGCACUACGCAGGUCUUUCCUGGUGCUUGGACAGCCAUUUUAGUAUCUCUUGACAAUGCUGGCAUUUGGAACCUUCGUGCAGAGAACCUCAAUUCUUGGUAUCUUGGUCAAGAAGUUUAUAUACAAGUUGUAAACCCGGAGGUUGAUUAUACAGAGAGCUCUUUGCCUCAGAAUGCAAUAUACUGUGGCUUACUUUCCUCCCUUCAAAAGGAGCAAUCUCACAAAUUCGAUUUCUCAAUGGGAUCACCUUUCUGCAGUAAUUCUAGAGUAAUGUUAGCCUUGUUACUCUUAGUACUAAUUGAAAGUUUCUUCUUUAGCAUGUGGAGUGUUGUACUUUAACAUAAUUCCAAUUGUGAAGGUCAUUUUUUUGGUAAUAGGAUAGUAAAUUUAUAUAGGCAUUGCUACCGAAAAGGAAAUUUUUAAGUGUAUUAUAUCUUGGGAAAACUCCUUGCACCACUGUAAUCACCAUUAUAGUCUUAAGUUUUCUUUUUUUUUUUUUAAUUUUUCUGAAUGCUUUUCUUAUAAAGUUUGAG